This is a messenger RNA of Apis mellifera (honey bee), 1616 nucleotides long. It is a transcript of the gene Cluap1, whose product is annotated as clusterin-associated protein 1-like. The transcript has 6 exons. Gene Ontology annotation, cellular component: centrosome; intraciliary transport particle B; cilium. The coding region runs from base 190 to 1497 and encodes 435 amino acids. The record is from RefSeq and is a predicted model, not a curated record. NCBI's taxonomy places the organism in Eukaryota, Metazoa, Arthropoda, Insecta, Hymenoptera, Apidae. Gene Ontology annotation, biological process: cilium assembly.
AAAAAAAAUAUAGACUUAAUAAUUUUCUAUAAUAUUUCUCAUUAAAAUUGAUCACAAUUUCAAUUUUAUUUACUUCUACACACAGUUCUAUAUGUUUCCUUGGCAACGUCCAAAACGAAAAUCAAAACAUAACGUGAAAAGUUAAAGAAAAACAUUGCAAUUUAGUUUAACUUUGUUUUUGCAUAAAAAAUGUCAUUUCGUGACUUGAGAAAUUUCACGGAAAUAAUGCGAGUUCUUGGUUAUCCCAGGCUAAUUUCUGUUGGAAAUUUUCGAUUACCGAAUUUUCCAUUAGUUGCAGAAAUUCUUGUUUGGCUGGUCAAAAGAUUUGACCCAGAUACAGAUAUACCCAGUGAUCAUACCACUGAAGAAGAGCGUAUCUCGUUAAUCCGUGCUGUUGCUGAAUUUAUGGCUUUAAAAACAAAUAUAAAAUUAAAUACGAAAAAAUUAUACCAAGCCGAUGGCUAUGCCGUAAAAGAACUAUUAAAAGUUGCCACAUUAUUAUACGAUGCGCAAAAUAACAGUAAUAUUAAUAAUGUAAUGUCCGAUGACAAUUUUAAUACAGUUAAUUUCGACAUUUCCAAUAAGAUAAACGAAUUAAAGUCAACUAGACAAUUAGCUAGUCAGUUGACUGUAACUGGUGCAUCAUUAUUUGAUUUGUUAGGACGCGAAGUUGAUCUGAGAGAAAUUCGUAAUUCAAAGGUUGCUAGACAAUUUGAUAUCUCGGAAAUCGAGACUGCAUUGAAAAGCGUUAUUGAAAAUAUACGUAAAGAAAUUGAAGAAACGAAGAAACAAAUCGAGAGUGUCAAGGACACGGAACAGAAUUUGGAUGCAAGAAUUGAAAGGCGACGUGCAGAACUCGACAGAAAUCAAAAGAGAUUGCAAACGUUAAAAAAAGUACGCCCAGCUUUCAUGGAAGAAUUUGAGAAACUUGAGGUUGAAUUAAGGAUUUUAUACGACGAUUAUAUUCAAAAAUUUCGUUAUCUCGCGUAUCUCGAACAUCUGUACGAAGAUUCAGCUAAAACGGAACAAGAGAGAUUUGAAAGACGGCAAGAAGCAACGCGAAAACAAUUGGAAAAGAUGAGAGCGGAAGAUGUCAACUUCGAAAGUAUGAUGGAGGGGAACGAUUCUAUAUUACCUACCAAUCUUCAAGAGCCUCCACCUCCUCUUACCAACAUUGAAAAACAAAAUACGGAAAAAAUAACGCCAAGUAACCGAUUAAAAUCAGCUGGUCGAACAUCGAGAAUGCAAAUAUCGCAACGUCGUAUCUAUGGAAGUAUGUCUGGACGUCAGAAAGGUAUUAUACAAGAGUCGAACGACAGUGGUGGAUCGUUGGACAGUGACAGUGAUCUGUUGAUCGAUGGUGAUCUCGACGACGAUGACGAUGACGAUAUAUUAGAUUCCGUCGUGGGAGGGCCAGAAAUUAGGAAUUUUGAUUUAAAGGUUGGACAAGAAAAACGAGCCGUUAGUAAGCUAGAUCAUUCGGAUGAGGAUUUUUAAACAUUUACAAAAAAGAAUUACAAAAAUUCCAAAAUAUACCGCCCAUGUAAUUAUCGAUCUCUAUGCGCAUGUUUUUACAAUAACUGUAAAUAGAUAUUAAUAAAAAGUAAUUAAUAUUA